AGCGGCAGCGGAGGCGGCGGCCGUAGCUGGCUAGCAGCGGCCUGGCGAGGGACCGGCCGGCUGCCCUGUCCGCCAGCCACGGCGGAGGAGGAAAAUGGCGGAGGCCUCGGCGGCCGGGACUGCUGUAGCCGCGCACCGGUUUUUCUGCCACUUUUGCAAGGGCGAGGUUAGCCCGAAACUACCGGAAUAUAUCUGUCCCAGAUGUGAAUCAGGCUUUAUUGAAGAAGUGACAGAUGAUUCCAGUUUUUUAGGUGGUGGUGGCAGCCGGAUAGAUAAUAGCACAUCAACACAUUUUGCAGAGUUCUGGGACCAUUUGGACCAUACAAUGUUUUUCCAAGAUUUUAGACCAUUCCUAAGUAGCAAUCCACUGGACCAAGAUAAUCGAGCCAAUGAGAGGGGUCAUCAGACUCACACUGACAUCUGGGGACCUAGUCGUCCUCCACGACCGCCAAUGACUCGGAGAUACAGACCCCGAGGAAGUACUCGUCCUGAAAGAUCCCCAGCUAUUGAAGGAAUAAUACAGCAGAUCUUUGCAGGAUUCUUUGCAAAUUCUGCAUUUCCUAGAUCCUCACACCCUGUGUCCUGGUAUGGGACUCUGCACUCCAACCCUGAGGACUAUGCCUGGGGCCAGACAGAGCUUGAUGCCAUUGUAACCCAGCUUUUAGGACAACUGGAAAAUACAGGGCCUCCCCCAGCUGAUAAAGAAAAGAUUACAUCUCUUCCAACAGUGACAGUAACUCAGGAACAAGUUGAUACGGGUUUAGAGUGUCCAGUAUGCAAAGAAGAUUACACAGUGGAAGAGGAAGUCCGGCAGUUACCCUGCAACCACUUCUUUCAUAGCAGCUGUAUUGUGCCAUGGUUAGAACUGCAUGACACGUGUCCUGUAUGUAGGAAGAGCUUAAAUGGUGAGGACUCUACUCGGCAAACCCAGAGCUCUGAGGCCUCUGCAAGCAACAGAUUUAGCAGUGACAGCCAGCUCCACGACCGAUGGACUUUCUGAAGCUAUAGACCGCACCUGCCAGGGCUGUGGCAGUGUUAAUACCACAGCUGUAAAUUGUAUCCAGACUAAAAAUAAUAGUUGGAUUUAGGAAUCUCUUAAGAAGCUCCAGCCCAUAAUAUUAAUGCAAUGAGUGUUUUUCCUCUCCAAAUUUAAAAAUAGUAUCUACAGAAGGAAUUGUAUCUACAACCAAAUGCCUCUUAGCCCUGAAUUCAGAGUGAUGAUUUUAUAGGUGUGAAACUUAAUUACGUGGGUCUCCCCCAGAAUAGAAUCAGUUCCUUAAAGUCUAGUUCGGGUCUUGCUAUCUGUCAUGCUGCCUUGUAAUGGAGAUUUCAACCUCCUUCUCCAAUCUCCAACCUACUGUUAGUGUAUUUCAUAGUAAAUACAAUGGAAUCAGCACCCUAAAGUCCUGCUGACAUAAAGUCCUUUUGUCUUAAUUGUACAAAAUCAACACCUCUUGGCCAUGUUAGCCAUGAGAUGAGGUCAAAUUAAUUCAGUAAUUAUUACAUACAGAGACUUAUGAUUUUGUUUUGCCUUGAUCCUCAGAGCAAAUCAAAGAAAAAUUAAAGUGGGAAGGAGAAAGUGGCUUAUCAUUGUACUCUUUGGUUUGCUCAUUUUAAUUUUUAAAAACUAUUUUGGGAGACGUAGUUUCCCCAGAGACCACUGUAACAUGUCUUGGGAGUCUUCUGUGAUGGGAACCUGAUAUCUCACCCUUUUUUCCGAAGCAACUGGCAAGAUGCAGGCACAGUGGGACAGAUGUUUGAAAUAUUCCGCGGUUUUUUACUGACCCCGUACUGUUUUUUGUCCUGUGGACCGUAAAAUAAUUUCCUUCACAGAAAUAGGAUUAUUUCACUAUUGCUUUCACAGCUAGUUCACUGUUUUUGAUAAUUUAUUGGUCUUCAGGAAUUGAGAUUUUAUGUUGUCUUAAUUUUUUAAGCUCAUUUUUCAUCUUUGAAACUUUCCUGCUCUGCUUGCUUUUGGCAGCACCUUGGAGUCAAACUGGUUAUUGUGAUCAUGCCCUAAACAACUUGGUCUAGGAGACAGGGGCCUUAUUUUUUCAGCCUGACAGUGUCAUGCACAUGUGCAUGGCUCUUUGGAACAUUUCAGUGUUUAAAGUUGAGUAUAUGAAGAAGGUCAAGAAUAUUGCCAAAACUCAGAGUGUCCAAAGGAAACGAUGGGACAUGUAACAGCUAUCGGUGUCCUUAAAAGGGCACUAAUGGCACACAGGGUGUUAUGGCCACAUCAUGGUUUGGGAUGAUCAGAACACAGAAGGUCAUUCUUUAGUGAGUCUGUUUCUUGGCUAGGAGUCUUUUCUAAGUUUUUGUUGACUAUCAGACACUGAUUUGGAGGGUGAAAGAAGGGGGUACAGAUAUCAUUGCCUGUACUUUGGUAGAGGAUAAAGGAGUAGGGGAGGGAAGAGAGAAGGUGGGAGAGCUAAUGCCCCACAUAUAAAAGCCAUGAUCAGAAGGUAUGAUUCAGGUCGGGUCCAGAGGGAGUAAAAGAUAUUUUCUCAUAUGCCACUCCUAUCACAUCUCUAUAGAUUGUUCCUUUGGGGAAUGUGACCUAUUUACUAUGGCUAUUAAAAUGUAGCUGAAAAUACACAUUGGUUUUGAAUUGGGGGUAGGGAGUUGGGGAGGGAGGGGAGAGGUAUAUUAUGAACAUUUAGCCAAUACUUAGAUGGAGGAAGGCUGUGCUAAAGUAUGAGCACAUUACAGUUUUCAAGUGGAACGAUAAUCAGCUGGUUCAGAAAAAUUAUGUUAGCAUGGGAAUUUUUGUCUGCCUGCCAUUGUCGGGAGAUGCCAGGAUAGGCAGUUGUGUUUUUACUUAGCGUGCCCAGAGAACUAGAAACUAUCUGAGUAGCUUCAGAAAGGGAUGGAAACAAAGUGCUGAAUAGGAUUUUGCCUUCUCAGUGCACAGUAUAGCAAACAGCAUCAGACCUGAAAUCUUCCUGAAGGUGUCUUCAUUUUUUCUGCUUUGAUAAUUAGGAUAAUUAGAGGCCCAUUUUGCUGUUAUCCAGACCCCUCCCACUUAAAUUUUGCCAAGUGAGCAGUGUGUCUAUUAGAAAUGUCUGUCUUGGCUUAGAGACCUUGGUACUAGGAUAAAACGGUGGAGGAAGUAUCUGUGGGUGAAGAACACUCUGCUGUGUGCAUCAUUUCGAUUUUUUCCUUGUUAGCCUAAACUAACAUGGAAGAUUGAGAUGCCUCCCAUUCUAGAAAGAAAUAUUGCAGGUUCAUUAGUCUAACACCAGCUGGGAUUAAGACGCUCUUUCUAAGAAUGUCUUGCUCUUAAAUGUUUCAAACACAGCUUAGGUGUAGUGUCCAGGGCUGGGGUUAGAACCUGGACUUUUCAGGUGUUCUUUCCUUUACAACUGGAAGGCUUAAAGACUAGGAGUCAAGGGUGAGAUGAUUCAGUUCUCACUCAUGGUCAAAGAGAAGAGAAAACUGUUGUGAUUUCAGAUCUUGAGUCCUUAGUGUGGACGUGAGGCCCUUACAUUCAUGUUAAAUGGCUUGCCCUUUGGAUGCUGUGCAGAGCUGAGCUGAUUGUUUUCUUAUUCUUGAAUGUUUUUUCUUCUUUAUCUUCCUCUUUUCCUUUGAGGGGAGAAAAUGACUUGGUUAGCACAUAAUUAGGAGAGACUUCCUAGAACUCAGUAGACUUGGAGGUUGAGAGGUUAUAUAUGGAGUGCCUCGCUGGCCUGCCAGUGAUGGUUGCUUCUCGGGUAGUUUCCAAAUGGGCUAAUCUAACCCGUCUUAAUGUGGGUUGAUUCUGGCUGGACGGAAUGGGGACUGGAGUGGGAAGAGCAGAGUGGUAAACGUUUGGCUGAUACCUCCAAUAUCCUUAAAGAUUCUGAGCUAUUAAGUUGAGAGCACAGGGAAUAAUCCUGGUAUUAAACAUCAUUUCUCCCUCAAAGUUUCUAUUGCCAAUUCUCUGAAAAACCUGGAGAAUCCAGAAUGACAUUUUAUCUCUAUUGCCAUAUAUCUCCUCGACACUAUCCUUACAUUAAUUGUUGAUUUUAUAAGAGAAAGGAAUAACUCUAGGCCAAGGAUGUGGAAAUGGCUAUUAGUAGCUUCCUUAGCUCAUUGUAAAUUUUAAUUGUCAACGUUUGUUGCCUAAGAAUUGGGCAAGUGUUUGCUAGAUGUUUUUCUUUAGCAGUAUUUUGGUUUUCAAUAAUUAGUUCUCCAAGUUAGAAGGGAGAUUUUUGGGAGAGAACUUGUUUUUCUCCCAAACAAGCCUUACUUUGAUUGAAUAGUUAAUGGGGGCGGGGGGGGGGAAACCCUAUUUAUGUCUUUGUAUUGCACACACACACACACGUUGUUCUUAGCUGCCAUCAAGUUGAUUCUGAAUCAUGCGACCCUGUGUACAACAGAACGAAACAGUACCUGAUCCUGCACCAUCCUCACAACGUUUGUUAUGUUUGAGCCCGUUGUUGUAGCCACUGUGUCAGUCCAUCUUGUUGAGGGUCUCCCUCUUUUUUGAUGACUCUCCACUUCACUUACAAGCAUGAUGUCCUUCUCCAGGGACAGGUCCUCUGUAUAAGAUGUCCGAAGUAUGUGAGACCAAGUCUCACCAUCCUCACUUCUAAGGAGCAUUCUGGCUGUACUUCUUGCAAGACAGAUUUGUUCAUUCUUCCGACAAUCCGUGGUAUAUUCAGUAUUCUUCGCUAACACCAUAAUUCAAAGGCAUCAAUUUUUCUUCGAUCGUCCUUAUUCAUUGUCACCUUUUGCAUGCAUUUGAGGCAGUUGAAAAUACCAUGGCUUGGGUUAGGUGCACCCUAGUUCUCAAAGUGACAUCUUUGCUUUUUAACACUUCAAAGAGGUCUUGUGCAGCAGGUUUGCCCAAUGCAAUAUUAUGUCCUCUGAUUUCUUGACUGCUGCUUCCAUGGGCGUUGACUGUGGAUCUAAGUAAAAUGAAAUCCUUGACAACUUCAGUAUUUUCUCCGUUUAUCAUGAUGUUGUUUGUUGGUCCACUUGUGAGGAUUUUUGUUUUCUCUGUGUUGAGGUACAAUCUGUACUGAAGGCUGUAGUCUUUGAUCUUCAUCAGUAAGUGCUGCAAGUCCUUUUCACUUUCAGCAAACAGGGUUGUGUCAUCUGCAUGUCUCAGGUUGUUAAUGAGUCUUCCUCCAAUCCUGAUGCCCCAUUCUUCUUCAUAUAGUCCAGCUUCUUGGAUUAUUUGCUCAGUGUACAGGUUGAGUAAGUAUGGUGAAAGGAUACAACCCUGAUGUACACCUUUCCUGACGUUAAACCAUGCAGUAUGCCCUUGUCCUGUUCAAAUGAUUGCCUUGUGAUCUGUGUACAGUUUCCUCAUUAGCACAAUUAAGUAUUCUGGAAUUCCCAUUCUUUGCAGUGUUAUCCAUAAUUUGUUUAAGAUAUGCACAGUCAAAUGCCUUUGUAUCGUCAAUAAAACACAGGUAAACAUC
Loxodonta africana (African savanna elephant) is the source of this 5411-nucleotide messenger RNA. RefSeq names its product ring finger protein 115 (gene RNF115). Gene Ontology annotation, molecular function: ubiquitin protein ligase activity. The coding region runs from base 95 to 1000 and encodes 301 amino acids. Gene Ontology annotation, cellular component: cytoplasm. Gene Ontology annotation, biological process: protein ubiquitination. The record is from RefSeq and is a predicted model, not a curated record. Lineage: Eukaryota; Metazoa; Chordata; Mammalia; Proboscidea; Elephantidae. The transcript has 9 exons.